Psammomys obesus (fat sand rat) is the source of this 1416-nucleotide messenger RNA. RefSeq names its product zinc finger CCCH-type containing 12B (gene Zc3h12b). Gene Ontology annotation, cellular component: nucleus; cytoplasmic ribonucleoprotein granule. The record is from RefSeq and is a predicted model, not a curated record. Lineage: Eukaryota; Metazoa; Chordata; Mammalia; Rodentia; Muridae. Gene Ontology annotation, molecular function: metal ion binding; RNA endonuclease activity; mRNA binding.
AUGAUUUCUACAAUGUGGCAUAAACAUAUUUUGAUAAAUCAAGAUAUUCUACGAAAACUGGAGAAGGAAAAGAUUCUCGUCUUCACACCAUCCCGAAGGGUCCAAGGCAGAAGGGUGGUCUGCUACGAUGACCGGUUCAUAGUCAAAUUGGCUUUUGAUUCUGAUGGCAUCAUUGUGUCCAAUGAUAACUACCGAGACCUUCAAGUUGAAAAGCCAGAAUGGAAGAAGUUUAUAGAGGAGCGGUUGCUGAUGUAUUCUUUUGUGAAUGAUAAAUUUAUGCCUCCAGAUGAUCCUUUAGGACGCCAUGGUCCAAGCCUUGAGAAUUUCUUAAGAAAGCAACCUGUUGUUCCUGAGCAUAAAAAGCAACCAUGUCCUUAUGGCAAAAAAUGUACCUACGGCCACAAGUGCAAAUACUAUCACCCGGAGCGGGCCAACCAACCCCAGCGUUCGGUGGCUGAUGAGCUCCGAAUCAGUGCCAAACUGUCCACAAUGAAAAUAAUGAGCGAAGACACCCUGGCCAAAUGUGGCACAGGAAUGUCUACUGCCAAAGGUGAGAUAACCACAGAGGUCAAACGUGUCGCCUCCAAGCGCCAGUCAGAUCCCAGCAUCCGUUCUGUAGCUGUGGAGCCCGAGGAGUGGCUGUCCAUUGCCCGCAAACCUGAGGCCAGUUCUGUCCCUUCACUUGUGACCGCUUUAAGUGUCCCUACAAUCACUCCUUCCAAAAGCCAUGCAGUGGGGGCACUCAACACCCGUUCAGCCAGCAGCCCAGUGCCAGGGUCCUCCCAUUUCCCCCAUCAAAAGGCCUCUUUGGAGCACAUGGUCAGCAUGCAAUACCCUCCUAUCCUGGUUACCAACAGCCAUGGCACCUCUAUUAACUAUACUGAGCAAUAUCCAAAGUUUGAGACCAUGAGGGACCAUGACUACUAUUCAAGCGACUUCUCCAAAGUGAGCAUCAACAGCAUGCAUAAUCAUGAGUAUUACAUGGCUGAAGCAAACCAGGGGGUAUAUGUUCAGAAUCCCAGCCUCCGUCCCGACAGUCACAUGAGCCAUACCAGGUGUGACAACUAUUCUUCCUACAACAACUUGUAUUUGGCCUUAGCUGAUGCCCAUCCCGAAGGCACUUUGAAGCUGCAUCGCUCAGCAUCUCAUAACCAUCUUCAGCCUUUUUCCCAUGGGUACCAUGAAGCCUUAGCGAGAGCGCAAAGUUAUGGUUCAGAAGAUUCCAAGCAAGCACCCCACAAGCAGUCAGUCCCUCACUUAGCUGUGCAUACCCAAAACCCAGCAACUGGAGCACACUCUAGCUGUCCUGGAGACUACACCAUGCCUCCCAAUAUCCAUUCUGUGGGACCCUCCCAGCCAGGCCGUGCUCUGGUGAUGACUCGGAUGGACAGCAUUUCUGACUCCCGCCUCUAUGAC